This is a messenger RNA of Lithohypha guttulata, 2382 nucleotides long. RefSeq lists its product as uncharacterized. The transcript has a single exon. The record is from RefSeq and is a predicted model, not a curated record. Gene Ontology annotation, biological process: proteolysis. Bases 1 to 2382 code for a protein of 793 amino acids. Gene Ontology annotation, molecular function: calcium-dependent cysteine-type endopeptidase activity. NCBI's taxonomy places the organism in Eukaryota, Fungi, Ascomycota, Eurotiomycetes, Chaetothyriales, Trichomeriaceae. Gene Ontology annotation, cellular component: cytoplasm.
AUGAGUCAUUUCAUGAAGGGCGUGUUCAAGACACCACCACCACAAAUGGAAACGCCCUCGCAUCCUUCGUUCCAAGCACAAGGCUUUCCCUUUCCGCAAUAUACACCUCUCAUCACUCCAAAACUUCAAUACACGCCCAACGCUUGCGAAGAUGCUAACGUCGCGCAAGCCUUCCCUCUGAUGCCAACACGUGAUGUCACGCGAGCACAAUCACUCAGCAUCGAAUGCCAGAAGGGAAAACUUAGCUCGCAAGAGAUCUCGACUACAAGCAACAAGACGAUCAAAAUUACUCUUGAAGAUGUUGCUGCUUCAACUACCGCAGCGAAGAAGCCAGAAUUACAUCCUCAGGAGAAGCUUGAUCAAUUCUGGAAUGUCUUUGAGCCGGAAUACCUUGGGAAAAUCAACCGCAUUCUGCCGUCUUCACUGAUUGAGUCAAGCCCUGCCGCAUCGAAGCAAGCAGGAGAUCGCUCACAUAAAGCUUUCCGCUCUCACGAAGAAGCUAAAGCUCGUUGUAUUCGCGAUGUGAAACGAAUCAUCAGGGAGUGCCGCACGCACAACAAACGAUACACUGAUACUCACUUUGACAUUGAGCGGGAUUUGAAGAUUACUAGACGGCGGGAUUGUCUCGAUGGGCUGUAUAACUACAGCACUGCUGGUGGUGGAAAUCCCGACAAGACUGCUCCUACCGAUGUUAAACGUGUCUGCGACGUCUUCGAAAAUCCGACCUUCUUUUCACGCAAUGCCAGCUCUGACGAUAUAAUCCAGGGCAACCUUGGUGACUGCUGGUUACUUGCAGCCUUCAGUAUUUUGACCUGCAAUGAGAAGCUCGUCAAGAACAUCUGCGUAAUCCAGGAUGCUGAAGUCGGUGUAUAUGGUUUUGUAUUCUACCGCGAUGGUGAUUGGCACCAGACAAUCAUUGACGACAAGCUAUAUCUACGUGCACCUAGCUACGACGAAAGUGGUGAUGUCGUCCUGGGCAUGUACGGUGUCCAGCAACGCGACCAAGAAAGAAGCUACAACGAUCUUUUCCAGACGGGUUCCAAAUCUCUCUACUUCGCAUCUUGCCGCGAGGAGAACGAGACUUGGGUUCCAUUACUCGAAAAGGCUUUGGCCAAAGCUCACGGGAGCUAUGCAGCCCUUAGCGGAGGACAGACUGGUGAAGCUAUCGAAGACCUUACAGGUGGUGUCACCACGGAGAUAUACACAACCAACAUCCUCAACAAGGAUAAGUUCUGGCACGACGAGCUUCGUAAGAUCGGUUCUCAGUUCGUCUUCAGUGCCGCUGUCGCCAGCUAUCGAGAAUGGCGUGCCCCUGGAAACUCCUCGAUCCGCAACGAGCGACGACAAGGUAUCGUCAGUCAACACGCAUACGCCAUCCUCGACACGUAUGAGGGCCAUGGGCAGCGUUUGGUGAAAAUGCGCAAUCCAUGGGGUAGCACCGAGUGGAACGGCGCUUGGUCAGAUGGUAGCAAAGAGUGGACUCACGAGUGGAUUGAAAGAUUAAACCAUCGCUUUGGAGAUGAUGGUAUCUUCUGGAUCAGCUACGAAGACAUGCUAAGGAAGUACAAAUACCUCGAUCGCACGAGGAUUUUCGGACCAGAAUGGCAUGUGGCUCAACAAUGGACAAGUGUCCAAGUGCCUUGGAACACGACAAACUACCAACAGACUAAGUUCCAAAUCGACGUGCCUGAGCCGACAGACGCAGUGAUAGUGAUCAGUCAGCUGGAUGACAGGUACUACCAAGGUCUCCAAGGGAAGUACAACUAUACCCUACAGUUCCGGAUCCAGAAGGACGACGAUGAGGAAGAGGAAUACCUCUCGCGUAGCGCGAACAACUACGAGUUGGUCCGGAGCAACAACGUCGAGGUACCACUAGAAAAAGGCAGAUAUACUGUCCUCUUCAAAGUCGAGGCCAGGAAGACAAACCGCAAGGAUGUCGAGGCAGUGAUUAGAGAAAACAUAUGGCGAAAAGAGAAGCUCAUGCAAGUUGGCACACUUUAUGAUUUGGCACAUCAGAAGGGACAGCAGAACAUGCCUAGAGGCAGCGGCAAAGCUGUCGAGACUGCGAUUCCCACCUUAGAAGAAAAGAAGGACGGCAAAGAGGUCGUCAAGGAGGAAAAAGAUAAAGACCCAAAUCGAGAUCCUUGGAAUGCAUUCUGUGUGGUUGGACUACGCAUCUAUAGCAAGCAGCCAAGCAUGGUCUUGAAUGUUAUGCAUCCGCAUCAAGAUGAAGAACCUGCCACACCAGUCCUUGACCGUGAUGACAUUGCCAAAGCACCUUUACAGGAAGCAGUCCAGAACUCAGAGCAGACUCCAGAGGGAAGCGUCACAGAUGGUGAACACACUGUUGUUCAGCAGAUUAGAGCCCCACAAAAGCGAUAA